Molecule: messenger RNA, 1468 nt
Organism: Limulus polyphemus (Atlantic horseshoe crab)
Lineage: Eukaryota; Metazoa; Arthropoda; Merostomata; Xiphosura; Limulidae
Exons: 6
Coding region: 284-1057 (257 amino acids)
Molecular function (GO): protein binding
Source: RefSeq, a predicted model, not a curated record
UAGAGACAAACAAUUCGAACUGUCUGUCGUCUACUGAAUGACUAACAAAGGGGAAGCCCCCGUAAGAAUGAUAUGGGAAGUGUUCCGAUCCGAUCGCCGACCAUCCUAUGUCACUCCUCAGGAGACCUUAAAGAAAAUGGAAAAUAUAACAGCUAAUAAGAUGAUGAGCCCUAUUGGUAAGCUUCUGACGUUAAACCUAGACUACAGUGGAUCAUAAAGUCAUGGAAAUGAUAAAACGGAGAACAAUUUAUGUACUUGGGAUAUAUUUAUUGCUUAGUUUACAAUGUGGGAAAACACGUACCUUCCAGUGCCGUACAAUAUUAGCCUUGUACUGACAAGAUGGUCCCCGCCUGAAGUUCGGGUUUUCUGGAUAUUUGAUUCUGGGAACGAGAGUAGUCUUAUACACUUUGACGUAACCUAUCGUCCACAGAAUGCAAGGUAUCGAAUAGUGCAAGAAGUUUCACCUAAAGAAUGCUCUGUUGUUCUGAACCACCUUCUGCCAGGCACUCCGUAUCAUCUCCACCUCACGCCCAUUUCUAAAACAGGCUCUGGAAAUCACAGUGAAGUGAUACAGUUUAUAUCUCCGAAAGUUCAGAACGUUGCGAAAGAAAAGAAUCGAUCUCUGGAAAAAGCAAGAACAACGCCCGAGGUUCGUGAAGAAGAGAUUGUAAUUGUUGUACUGGUGCUGGUCGUAUGGGUUGCAGUUAUUCUAGUCUUCUUCAACAAGUGGGGUAAAAUUCGUAUGUUGGAACCAUACCAACCAGAUUACAGAAGUCCUUUGUACAAGUCCACUCGAGUGAGCCUGGUGGAACCUAUUCUUGAAGGAGAAUUGCCACAAGGAAGUCGUGUAGCUCUUAGUGGACAACCUCGACAAAACUCCAUCCUUAUGGGUUCUACGUACAGUCGUCUUCGUCAAAAUUCGGUUUUUAUUGGCUCCACCUAUAAUCGAACAGCGAUGCUGGCGGAAUCUGGAGUACCUCGAAAAGUAAAGAGCGCCGAAGACAUAAAAUCUUUAGUGGUUCAAAUUGGUCAUCAUCGUCAGAACACAGCUCUCUAGUGGUGAAAUAUAAUUAUUGAGUGCAUAGGAGAAAAGAUAUCAAAUAUUAACAGAAACUUUGUUUUGAUUACAGAAUAUCAUCUAAUGGAACAUAGAGUAAUUUGCUAGUGAUGUGUGAAUAACGUAAACCCACACAGUAUAAUUAUAUACGUUGAUUUAGUUGGGAAAUAUAAAAUUAACUUGAAGAUGUUGAUUACUAAUGUACCAGUGGUUCACUCAGGACAAAUCAUCACCAUCUGGUGGUCAGGUUAAGCGCUAAAAUAUGGUGAAUAGUCAAAACAUGCAUGUUAUCUUACUUACAGCUUCAACUUAAUCUACUGAAUAAUCAGUAAGUUUUAAGCUAUUUGAUCCAGUUUAACUUCAAAAAUUCUAAUAAAGAUAAUAAUAAUGCUAAUUUAAAGUAAAUGUUAA